Molecule: messenger RNA, 504 nt
Organism: Triticum turgidum subsp. durum (durum wheat)
Lineage: Eukaryota; Viridiplantae; Streptophyta; Magnoliopsida; Poales; Poaceae
Source: the annotation of a GenBank genome assembly
AUGCACAUCUUACUCCAGCAGCAACAUCUUCUUCGGCGACAUGCUCAGAUUCUGCAGCUUCCUAUUGUCCAUUUUUGUCCUCAGUCAUUCAUCAUCUCAAAUGGCUUUUGGACAGAACCUCCGCAAUCCGCAUCGCCGACGAGGAGGACGACGAUGUUGACAACCAGAUCAUGGACUUUGCAGUUGCCGACUGCGUGGCCCGCACGCCUUCCAUCGAGGCCGGGGAGGCAUUGGGUAGUAAGGGCCAAGGAUAAGCGUUGCACAGCGGCGGACGACGUCGCCCAGGCGCCAGGCCAACACAUCUCCAGGAUGGGCCUUAAGGUCGUGCCAAUGAUAGCACCCUUCUCCAAUCUCUGUGCAGUCAACAUCUCCGGCAACUUCAUGGGUAAGCACUGCCGCUGCCGGUCAGUAAGAUCGACAGAACAUUGUCAAUUGCUACUGCACCAAACAAUAGUACUUUCAGUAUCCCUUGACGGCUUCUCCAAACAAGGUAGUAAGAUAUGA